AAAAUGUAAUGAAUUUAACCAGUCUGCCGGAACAGUUUCUGCUUGGUGUUUUUAACGAGUUGUCAACAUAUGAGAAGAUUUGCCUAAGUGAUGCGCUGAUGUCGUUGCAAAGUGUCUCGAAGAGUUUGAAUAGCUUAGAUUUCUCCUACACGAACCGAAUCAGCGAUGAGCAGUUUUAUGGUUUUUUGUCAUGUUUUCCCGAUAAUCAGUUCAUCAGCGUGAAUAUAGACAACGUGAAUUGGAUCGAAAACAAAUCAAUCUGUCUACUGACGGAAAAGAACAGCAUGUCACUGCAGUUUCUGAACAUUGACGGAGAAAGCAAUACUGACGCUGUGUUCGAUUGGAUUGCAAAAUGUUGCAAUCUAAAAUCUCUAAUUGUCAAUUUUGCUCAGGGGCUUACCGAUGAAGCGUUAAACAAGCUGUCAUCGUCUCAAAUUCUACACGAAAUUUGUCUGAGAAAGGGCAACAAUUUCACUAACGAAGGAUUGUCGAUUUUUCUUUCAACUUUAGAUUUCUCUCAACUGCAGGAUUUGAAUCUUUCAGAAUGCAGCAAUUUAUCAAACGGUGGAGCCUUUUUAAUUGCGACUAAUUGUCCAAAUUUGAAAAAUUUAUCACUCUGUUGGUGCUGGGAAAUUGACGAAACUGGAAUUAUACCAAUUGUAACUACCUGUAAUAAAAUGGAAACUAUGGAUUUAACUGGCAUGCAUCAGCUAACAGGAGAGUGUUUUCUGCUCAUUCCAGAAACAAUGCCAAAUUUGCGACAUUUGAAACUGGAAAUGUGCAAUAAUAUCCAAGAUGAUAUUUUAAAUAUGAUAGUUAUAAGAAUGAAGGGUAAACUGGAGGUUAUAAAUUACUACUUUGAAACUAUUGUUUAUGAUGAUAUUAGCAACGCCGAUUAUUUGGAAACUAUGUUUAUGUUGAGCGAACUGAAUUCGGUCGGAGCAGAAAUUUCAGAUGAUUAAUUGUAAAUUGUAAAUACUAAUUUUGUUAAGUCUUGUAGAUCAGUUGGAUUCAAAAAUCGGUA
Symsagittifera roscoffensis is the source of this 1024-nucleotide messenger RNA. RefSeq names its product F-box/LRR-repeat protein 20-like. Gene Ontology annotation, cellular component: cytoplasm. Bases 9 to 962 code for a protein of 317 amino acids. Lineage: Eukaryota; Metazoa; Xenacoelomorpha; Acoela; Convolutidae. The transcript has 3 exons. The record is from RefSeq and is a predicted model, not a curated record.